Messenger RNA from Histoplasma capsulatum G186AR, 3011 nucleotides. Its product is annotated as aminopeptidase. The transcript is spliced from 12 exons. The coding region runs from base 167 to 2800 and encodes 877 amino acids. Lineage: Eukaryota; Fungi; Ascomycota; Eurotiomycetes; Onygenales; Ajellomycetaceae. Gene Ontology annotation, cellular component: cytoplasm. Gene Ontology annotation, biological process: proteolysis; peptide catabolic process. The record is from RefSeq and is a predicted model, not a curated record. Gene Ontology annotation, molecular function: metalloaminopeptidase activity; zinc ion binding; peptide binding.
CGCAACCACAACCUCGCUAUCUUCUUCUGCUUCUGCUUCUUCCUCUUCCUCUGCUCCUCUGACAACCCGCUGUAUUUCCUCGUCUUCUGUAAUUUCUUCUUCGUUUGUCCCGCGAUUUACUAUUCUGCCUGGCUACCAUCGCUACUACUCCACCCAAUUGCGCACCAUGAGUGCCGCUGACAGAGAUACCCUGCCCGAUGUGGCCAAACCGUCCCACUAUGACCUCUCCCUCUUCAACCUCAAGUUCGGCCCCUCUUGGGCCUACGAGGGACAAGUCAAGAUAGACAUCAAGGUGUCCCGCGAAACCAGUGAACUCGUCCUCAAUGCCAAAGAGCUUACCGUCAACAAUGCUGAGAUCUCUUCUCCCGCUGGAAUCGUCCUCAAGGCAUCCAACAUCUCAUACGACAAGGCCUCCCAACGUGUUACUCUUGAAUUCCCUUCAAAUAUUCCGCUUGGUACUUGUGUCCUCGCCGUCGAUUUCGCAGGAACUAUCAAUAACCACAUGUCCGGCUUCUAUCGAUCCAAGUACAAGCCUCUCGAGACUCCCUCCCCCAGCACCCCCAAGGAUGCAGACCACCACUAUAUGUUGAGCACCCAAUUCGAAGCCUGUGAUGCUAGGCAGGCCUUUCCUUGCUUCGAUGAGCCAAACUUGAAGGCCACCUUCGACUUUGAGAUCGAGACUCCCAAGGAUCUGGUCGCCUUGAGCAACAUGCCCGUGAAAUCAACCCGCGAUGGAUCUUCCGCGGACUUGCACGUCGUCAAGUUUGAGCGCACCCCGAUCAUGAGCACCUAUUUGCUCGCAUGGGCCGUGGGUGACUUUGAAUACGUCGAGGCGAAGACGGAACGCAAGUAUAACGGCGUCAACAUCCCAGUUCGUGUCUAUACCACGCGAGGUUUGAAGGAGCAAGCUCGAUUUGCGGCCGGAUACGCCCACCGAAUUAUUGACUACUUCUCGGAAAUCUUCCAGAUCGAUUACCCAUUGCCCAAAUCUGAUCUGCUUGCUGUCCAUGAAUUUGCCAGUGGAGCUAUGGAGAACUGGGGUCUGGUGACUUACAGAACCACUGCUGUUCUCUUCGAAGAAGGCAAAUCGGACAAUAAAUACAGGAACCGGGUUGCUUAUGUUAUUGCCCACGAACUCGCUCAUCAAUGGUUCGGAAACCUUGUUACCAUGGACUGGUGGAAUGAGCUUUGGCUGAACGAAGGUUUCGCUACAUGGAUUGGCUGGCUGGCGAUUGAUCAUUUCCAUCCGGAACGAAAUAUUUGGUCCCAGUUUGUGGCUGAGGCACUCCAAUCAGCGUUCCAACUCGAUGCGCUCCGGGCAUCGCACCCAAUUGAAGUCCCCGUGAAGAAUGCUCUCGAAGUCGAUCAGAUAUUCGACCACAUUAGUUAUUUCAAAGGCAGCUCGGUCAUUCGAAUGCUGAGCAGCCACCUCGGGCAGGAGACAUUCCUACGCGGAGUGUCGGACUAUCUGAAAGCCCAUGCAUAUGGAAACGCCACCACCAACGACCUUUGGUCAGCUCUAAGCAAAGCUUCCAACCAGGACGUGACAAAAUUUAUGGACCCUUGGAUUCGCAAGAUUGGGUUUCCCUUAGUCACGAUAAAGGAGGAGUCUAAUCAACUCAGCAUUUCCCAGAAACGUUUCCUUGCAUCUGGCGAUGUGAAGGCCGAGGAAGACGAGACUGUUUGGUGGAUUCCUCUGGGCAUUAAGUCCGGAGAGACUAUUCAAGAGCAGAAAGGCCUCACAGCCAAGUCUGACGUUGUUCAAAACAUUGACAACAGCUUCUACAAGAUCAACCUUGACCAAUGCGGCUUCUACCGAACAAACUAUCCUCCAGACAGACUUGCAAAGUUAGGUAAAUCACAGGAACGCUUAAGCAAUGAAGACAAAAUCGGUCUCAUCGGGGAUGCUGCGGCAUUGGCUGUAUCUGGCGAUGGAACCACCACUGCCCUCCUAGCCCUGGUUGAGGGUUUUCAGAAUGAACAAAGUUACCUUGUCUGGUCGCAGAUAGCCUCGUCUCUCGGCAACCUACGUUCAGUGUUCUCAACUAAUGAAGGCAUGGCUACCGCCUUAAAGAACUACGUGAGGAAGCUCGUCACGCCCGCUGUGGAGAAAAUUGGGUGGGAAUUCAAACCCGAAGACGACUACCUCACCUUCCAGUUACGACAUUUGCUCAUUUCGAUGGCAGGAAAUUCCGGUCAUGAAGCAACCAUCGCGGAGGCUAGAAGACGCUUUGAGCUCUGGGCGUCCGGAGAGGACAAGGCAGCCGUCCAUCCUUCCCUCCGGUCCGCUGUAUUUGGCAUAACCGUUGCUGAAGGCGGAAAGAAGGAGUACGACGCGGUGAUGGAAGAGUACCUCCGUACUGACUCCAUCGAUGGCAAGGAAAUCUGCCUUCUCUCUCUUGGCCGUACCAAGAACCCUGACCUGAUCAAAAGCUACGGCAACUUCCUCUUCUCAUCGAACGUGGCCAUCCAAGACCUCCACACAGGCGCUAGUGCAAUGGCUGGAAACUCUCAAGCGCGUCUUGUUUUCUGGAACUUCAUCAAGGAGAACUGGCCGAUGAUUGAGCAACGGCUGACGAGUAAUAAAAUCGUUUUCGAUCGGUUUUUGAGGAUGAGCCUGGGGAAAUUUGCGGAACAUGAUGUGGGGAAGGACAUUGCGGAGUUCUUUGCAGGGAAGGAUCAAGACGGGAUUGACCGGGGCCUUGUCAUUGUUGCGGAUACGGUGAGGACGAAUGCGAAUUAUAAGCAGAGGGAGGAAGCAAUUGUCGCGGGGUGGUUGAAGGAGAACGGGUAUGCUUAAUGUGUAGUGUCCCCUAGGCAUUAGGCAGUGACUUGUCCUUUAUUGCUAUGAUCAUGGGUUCUGAGAGGAAUGGCCAUAAGGACAAGUCAAGGAUGAUCAGAUGGAAGCUCUGAAAGUCACGAUGUGAGACCUAGAAAAAGGGGUUUAUUGUCUGUCUUCUAAGUGUACAUUCCAAUAUAACCAAUAUUUUUUAUCAAUUGUUGUGUUGUGC